AUGAAGUCCACCGUGGAAUUGAAUAAUGAGGCGCUGGAUUACAAGUUUUUUCCUGGCACAUGUCUGAAGGUUUAUCUCAAAGCUUGCGUAGGUAUUCUGGAGAAGGCACAACUGGCGUUUCAGAAUGGAGACCUGCAGAAAUCUUAUGUUUUCUAUGUCAGAUACGUCGACCUGUGCACGAAUAAACUGUCCCGCCAUCCAGAGUAUCUCGGCACCGGCAGUGCUCGUACAGCUGAAACUGAGCUCCAUAAACAGGAAUACCUGCAACUGAUCAAGCUGGAAGUUCCUGCUGUGCUGAAAAUUAGCGAAGAUUUGCGCAAAGAAAUUGAUCUGGAGUACAGUAAGCACCAAUUGUCGCUCGCUAAGAAUAUCGCAAAGUCCCGACCACAACACAAAAAGGAGACCGAGAACCAGGCACCUGAGCCCAAAAAGGUGCCGCCUACCUUUGACGAGCACUUAUUCAAUCGCUCUGUGGCGUAUUACCGUAAGGCCACAGAGAAGGUCAAAUCGUCUCAUGCUUCAGCUGAAUCAAGUAGCGACUCAAAGCAGCUUGGCUUUUAUCCAGAUCUUCCGCAGCUUUCCUUCAUAACUUGA
Molecule: messenger RNA, 594 nt
Organism: Torulaspora globosa
Lineage: Eukaryota; Fungi; Ascomycota; Saccharomycetes; Saccharomycetales; Saccharomycetaceae
Gene: RFU1
Product: Rfu1p
Exons: 1
Coding region: 1-594 (197 amino acids)
Biological process (GO): protein K63-linked deubiquitination
Cellular component (GO): membrane; endosome
Molecular function (GO): K63-linked deubiquitinase activity
Source: RefSeq, a predicted model, not a curated record